GUACUUCUCCUACCGAUAAAGCAAAACAGCAUGAAUGAAUCAUGGUAUUAGUAUUCUGCGUGCACUCCAUGUGUUCAGUUUAUAUAGUGAAGUCGUGCUACAUCGCGUAAAUGUAGCAUGACGAAUUAUGAUUAAUGUUUUUAAAAAUCUGUUUGUUUUACAUUCUAAGUUUAAAAGUUUUUAAUUUUUGUGUAAUGGGCACUUCAAUUACUGACUGCUUGGAAUAUACAUCAAAACAAUUAAAAGAUGUAUUUGCUGCCAUAUGUAAUAUUAAAAAUAAUAUUAUUAACAAAUACUGUUGCGGAACCAGUGUUGGAAAUUUUAUUGCCAGUAGAGAAUGGCCAAUCUUUAACUAAUGCGGAUCAAUCAAAUUCAGCCAACGAUGAUGAAAAAACUUUGGCUCAACAAAUUUUUGAAGGCAAGUAUGGUCUAAUACAUAAAGAACUGUUCAAUGAUAUACCAUCAAGGCCAGGCAUUUUAAGUUACAACAUAAAUCCCGAAGUUCCAAAAGACAACAUUAAUAAUUUAGGAGGUUUAGAUUCUAAUGAAAUAUGGCUGGCAGAAAAUCAUUUGCUUGUAUUAAAAGGAGGAAACUUUAGUGAUAAAAAAGUUAAAUGGACAUAUAUAGAUAACUAUAUUGCUCCAAUAAGGCAGGUAAAAAUACCAGAAAACCCUAAAAUACCUCCACCGUUUCCAAUACAGCUAGAAGACAAUGGACCUAUUGAUUUUGUUACAGUCAAUGGUUCAAUUUGGAAUCCAAUAUUUUCUCCUCAAUUUCCUCCAAUUCAAGGUUUACCUUUAAAUACAACGCUUGAUGAAGAUGAUCAGUCACUAUUUUAUCCUCCAAAAUAUGAUUUUGUAUACGCUCAAGAAAAUUCUACAAGAGUUCCACCGGGUCCUUUAGUACCUGGAAUAGUAUUACCACCCCCACCAAAUUUUUUUGGUCCUCUAGAAAAGCCAGAAAAGGCUAAAAAAAUUAAUUUAAAUACCAAUAAAACAAUUCCAAGAUUUAAUCAAAAACCAUAUUUUAAAAUUCCUAAGGGAAAUCAUAAUUCAAAAGAAAAUGGAUGGGUUCCAAUACCGUCAAUUAAACCAAAUUAUAUAGAAGAUUUAAAAAUAAAAAAUAAUGUUAUCAUUACUACAACUGAAAAUAAUAAUUACAACUCAAAUUUUAAUGAACAAAACAGUUUCCCCAAUCAUCAAUUUUUGUUUGAGAAAACAGUUAAACAUACAACCAUUCGCCCAGAAACAUAUUAUUAUUACGACGAAAAUAGUAAAUAUGACGUAGAAAAACCUGUACAACAAAAUAAAUAUGUGAAUUCUGGUAAUCUUGGUAUAAGAAAUCAACAAUAUAAUAUACAAAAUAACUUUGAAAAGUCAACUACAGGCAAACCAUAUUAUGAGUAUAGUUACAUAGCACCUGGGUAUGCUAUUAAAUCUCAAAUUCAAACCCCGAUAAAUAAACAAAAACCAAUGACAGAACAUCAAAAAGAAAAUCCUGUAUAUCAAGAAUGGUCAGAAAAACCUAAAUCAUCCCAAUACAGCAAUCAAUUGGAAAAGCAAAAACAUCAGUCCUGGUCACAGCAAAAUAAUCAAUAUACAGAAAUUGAUUAUGGAUAUCAUACUGAAAAACCUAACUUUGCCACAGAUAAUCCAUAUCAUGCAUUUUUCACACAAGACGAUGCUAGUUUAGUAGAUGAAAAUACGAAAAAAUACUUCGCAUUAUUUGGACAGAAGGUUAGAACUGAAAAACCAAUCCAAGUAACACCGCAAUCUAAACAUCAGAGCAGUAAACAUGAUAAUAAAAUAUCUUUAAUUGAUAACAUAUUAAUCAACUUUAAACAACCAUUGCCGAUUAACAAUCCGGAAUCAGAAAUAACUACAUCGAAAUCUCGGUACAAUUAUCCUCAAUUAUCUUUACAUGACGAUACUAAUGUUAACUUUAAGCAACCGAAUCCUCAAAUAAAUUCAGACGCUGAGAUGAUAACUCAAAAUACCAAUAUUUUAAAAGAAAAUCACCCAUAUUCAUACGAUAAUACAGCAAUCAACUAUCAACAUAUACCAUUAAAAAAUGUUAAUAUUGACGAAACAAUUAAAAAACCCUACACACAAGAUUCAUUUAAAGAUAAUAACCCAAUGAAUUAUAAACAACCAUUACAAUUGAAAAUCCCAAAUACAGAAUCAAUUACAAAAAGACCAAAUUUAAAUAUACCACAGUUAUCAUUCUUUGAUGAUACUAAAGUGAAUUAUAAACAACCAUUACCACCAAUAAAUUUAAAUUCGGAAAUUAUUACUAAAAGACCAUUAUACAGACCAAUACACUCAUUAUUUGAUAACACAAAUAUAAAUUACAAACAACCAAUGGAAUCUGAAAAUUUAAAUGCAGAACGGAUUACUCAAAGACCACACAUACAUGUAACACAAUCAGAUUUCAAUUUAGAUACUUCAUUAGGAACAAAUGAUCCAAAUUUAGAACAUGCUACUCAAAAGUCAUACAUGCAAAUACCUGAAGCACCAUACUAUAGUGUUACUACAAUUACUAAUAAACAACCAUAUUCAUCAAUAAAUCAAAAUGCAGAAUUAGUUACUCAAAGACCAUACAUUCAUGUGCCAGAAACUUCAUUAGUGGAUGGAAUAUCAAUAAAUUAUAAGCUACAGGGAUAUUCAAAUAGUGAAACUGUUACUCAAAGACCUUAUAUUAAAGUACCACAAACUUCAUACUUGGAAAAUACACAAGUUAAUUAUCAACAACCAAUAUUACAGCAAAAUCCAAGUAAUGAAGCAGCAGGAAAAAGACCACAAAUCAAAUUCCCUCAAACAUCACUUACUGAUAACAAUCAAUUCAAUUUUAAAAGACCACUACCAUUACAAAACCAUGACACAGAAUACUUUACCCAAAGACCUCAAACCAUUUAUUCACACACACCAGUUUAUUCAAAUGAUGAUAUUCAAAUAAAUUACAAACAACCGCUUCAAACAAAAAAUAUUGAAACAGAAUACAAAAUAUCAACGCAAAGACCAUUAAAUCGAGUAGUUUCUUAUAAUUUACCAGGAAAUAGCGGGAGUCAUUUUUUCUUUUUGACAACUCAUACUGGACAUCCAAUACAAUAUAAUUUGAGUAAUAAUAACUAUCAAUAUUAUAAAAGAAAUGUCAAAUAA
Molecule: messenger RNA, 3159 nt
Organism: Sipha flava (yellow sugarcane aphid)
Lineage: Eukaryota; Metazoa; Arthropoda; Insecta; Hemiptera; Aphididae
Exons: 2
Coding region: 247-3159 (970 amino acids)
Source: RefSeq, a predicted model, not a curated record